UGUGUGUGAAAGAGAGAGAGAGAGAGAGAGAGAGAUAGAUGAAACCACACAUAUAUUUUUCCACACGUAAAUGGCUGAGUGGUUUCCAUCUUCCACUGUAGUACAGCAUGAUGAACUCUUAGGGCCGCUGUUGGCCAGCCUGUGUUAGGUGGGGGAUUAAAUCAGCAGUACCUCCCACAUCAUUUCAGACAGAGAACGAGAGAAAGACACAAGGAAUUGUACAGAAUACGAAGACCAGAGCUUCAAACGUUAAUUUUGAUGGAUACCCUUAUGUUACGUUUGUAAUUUACGACCUAAGUGGUGACUGUAUGCAACCCGAGGACAUAAAGGGAACAACCACUGAAGAACAUUCUGCUUUUUACAGGGAUAUUAAGCGGUUCAUUUUACAGGGACAUGACGGAUAGAACAAUGAGACGGCAAGUGCUGCUGUUUAUCUCGGUUCUCUAUUUCAGUUCAGUGAUUGGGCAGGUCAGCUAUUCCAUCCCAGAGGAAAUGCCAAAAGGCUUUUUCGUGGGUGAUAUUGCGCAAGAUUUGGGUUUGGAUGUGAAAAGAUUGGCAUCGGGUAAAGCUCGCAUUUAUACGGGAGACAGUGCAGAGUAUAUCGAGUUAAAUAAAGACAGAGGAGUCCUCCUCGUCAAAGACAGAAUAGACAGAGAGGUGAUCUGCGCUCAGACGUCGCCCUGUGCUUUGCAUUUCCAGGUUAUUUUAGAGAAUCCUAUGGAAUUUUAUAGCAUUACCGUCGAGAUUACAGAUAUUAACGACAACGCCCCGAUUUUUCAAAGAGGUGAAAUGAAAUUCAGAAUAAGUGAAUCAGCUUCAACAGGGGCAGUGUUCUUGUUGCAGCAGGCAAUAGAUCUGGAUGUUGGUGUGAAUGGCCUUCAGAGUUAUUUGUUAAAACCGACCGAUAACUUUAUUUUGAGGCUGCAAAAUCAAGCAGAUGGAAGCAAGAUGGUAGAAAUGGUUUUACAGAAACCUUUAGAUCGAGAAAAACAGGCUCAUUUGUCGCUCGUGUUGACUGCAGUCGACGGUGGUGAGCCACAGCUCUCUGGGACUGUUCAGGUCAAUGUAAAUGUGCUUGACAGUAACGAUAAUGCUCCAGUUUUUACGCAGAAAAUGUAUAAGUCCAUCAUAAGAGAAAAUUCACCUUUUGGAACGCAAGUAGUGAUUGUUAGUGCCUCUGAUUCAGAUGAAGGACCUAACGGCAAAGUAUCUUAUGCUAUACUAAAUCUACUCGACAAUGUGUCGGAGUUAUUUGAGAUAAACAGAGAGACCGGGGAAGUUACACUGAUUGGCAACACUGACUUUGAAAAAAAGCGACAAUAUCAAAUACAUGUCCAGGCCAGUGAUGAAGGAGGGCUUACUGACUCAUGUAAAAUCAUAGUGGAGAUAACUGACACAAAUGACAAUAUACCUGCUAUAAAUGUAAUGUCAAAGUCCAGUGCAAUAAAAGAGGACGUUCAGCCUGGCACUGUUGUGACAAUGAUAAAUAUUCAAGAUCCAGACGCUGGCAAAAAUGGAAACGUUCAAUGUUACAUUAACGAGAACAUUCCAUUCAAAAUUUCCUCAACGUCAAAUAAUUUUUUUAGUUUGACAACAGACAGUGAAUUAGACAGAGAGACAGCCUCUGAGUAUAAUAUAACUGUGACCUGCUCUGAUGAGGGAGUCCCCUCCCUCUCCAGCAGCGUCACUCUCACCUUACAGAUCUCUGAUGUUAAUGACAACGCUCCUGUCUUUGAGAGGAGCUCAUAUGAGGCCUACAUUGUAGAAAACAACACACCAGGUCUCUCUAUAUUCACAGUGAGAGCCAGAGACGCUGACUGGAACCAGAAUGCCCGUGUUUCUUACAUACUGGAGGACUCCUCUGUUAACGGAGUGCCAGUCUCCUCAUAUGUGUCCGUUAGUGCUGAUAGUGGAGUCAUUCAUGCAGUGCGCUCUUUUGACUACGAGCAGAUCAAAGAUUUCCAGUUCCGCGUCAAAGCUCAGGAUGGAGGCUCUCCUCCACUCAGUAGCAAUGUGACUGUGAAAAUUCUGAUCCAGGACCAGAACGACAACCCUCCUCAGGUUCUGUACCCAGUCCAGACUGGUGGCUCUCUGGUGGCUGAAAUGGUGCCUCGUUCAGCAGAUGUGGGCUAUCUGGUGACUAAAGUGGUGGCUGUUGAUGUGGACUCUGGACAGAAUGCCUGGCUCUCAUAUAAACUGCAGAAAGCCACAGACAGGGCGCUGUUUGAAGUUGGCUUACAGAAUGGAGAAAUAAGAACUAUCCGCCAAGUGACUGAUAAAGAUGCAGUGAAACAAAGACUGACUGUCAUAGUGGAGGACAACGGGCAGCCCUCUCGUUCAGCUACAGUCAUUGUUAAUGUGGCGGUGGCGGACAGCUUCCCUGAAGUACUGUCGGAGUUCACUGACUUUACCCAGGACAAGGAGUACAAUGACAACCUGACUUUUUACUUAGUGUUGGCUCUGGCUGUAGUUUCCUUCCUCUUCAUCACGUGUUUAGUGGUUAUUAUAUCAGUGAAAAUCUACAGAUGGAGACAGUCUCGCAUCCUGUAUCACUCCAAUCUCCCUGUGAUUCCAUAUUAUCCUCCACGUUACUCAGACACUCUGGGGACAGGGACUCUCCAACACGUGUACAAUUACGAGGUGUGCAGGACGACUGACUCCAGAAAGAGUGACUGUAAGUUCGGCAGAGCUGGUAGUCAGAACGUGCUGAUAAUGGACCCCAGUUCUACAGGGACGAUGCAGCGGAUACAGAGUGAAAAAAGCAUCCUGGAUGAACCAGACUCUCCUUUAGAGGUUAGUUAAAUAGUUUAGCACUGUCUGUACGCUUUAAUGUUUCUUUCAGUGUUUUCCAUCGAUAGUGAAGUGUUACACGAAUUUUGCAUUGUUUCACAUGGACUUUUACAUUUGAUAUAACACAGAAAACACUUCACCACCAUCACCAUGUUAUUAUGGUUUGUCACUGCCAUAUAUUUAAUCCUAUCUUCACAAUUGGCUUCGUAAACCAGGGUUUUUUUGUUCUCUUUUUCCUGCGGAAACUUGUGCCUUUUCUGUUUCUGUAUCAUCUCAGUCUAUACAGUCUAUCUACCAUGUACAUGUUACCCAGCACUUAUUAUUUAGACUCUGUGUAUCUUAAAAGAUUAUUCUAAGUCAUUGCAGCUAAUUUUUCUACUGCUGACAGCGCUCAGAAACGCGGCAUGUUCUUGCACAACCCCGUAUUCGCUGUUUGUGUAUGUGUGUGCGUUUGUGUGUUCAUAUAACCUGGACAAGCAUUACUUGUCUAGAAACAAGAUGGGACUUAUAUGUCAUCAGUAUUUGCACCAAAGCCAUGAAAGCUUAAAUACUGGUUUCUGAUUCACGUGGUGUGCCUUUAUAGGCAAGAUUCACUCCUCAAAACUGAUUUUA
Molecule: messenger RNA, 3402 nt
Organism: Lates calcarifer (barramundi perch)
Lineage: Eukaryota; Metazoa; Chordata; Actinopteri; Centropomidae
Product: protocadherin gamma-A1
Exons: 1
Coding region: 394-2802 (802 amino acids)
Biological process (GO): homophilic cell-cell adhesion
Cellular component (GO): plasma membrane
Molecular function (GO): calcium ion binding
Source: RefSeq, a predicted model, not a curated record